Molecule: messenger RNA, 5318 nt
Organism: Oryzias melastigma (Indian medaka)
Lineage: Eukaryota; Metazoa; Chordata; Actinopteri; Beloniformes; Adrianichthyidae
Product: ERC protein 2
Exons: 20
Coding region: 445-4020 (1191 amino acids)
Biological process (GO): regulation of synaptic plasticity; maintenance of presynaptic active zone structure; neuromuscular synaptic transmission
Cellular component (GO): cytoskeleton of presynaptic active zone
Molecular function (GO): structural constituent of presynaptic active zone
Source: RefSeq, a predicted model, not a curated record
UGUAUGGGGAAAGAAAAUCAUCCAAUCGUUGCGCUGUAGCGCAUGAAUCGCGCACGCGCCAGCUGGGUUAACGCGCCCACGCGGUUCCAGUGGCAGGACAGGGCAGGUCAGGAGCUGAGCCGAUGAGAUCAUGGAGUCUGCGCCGAGGUCGGACAGGAUCCAGCCGGGAUUCAGUGGUGAUGGAGAGGUACCUGUCCGAACCCACAAUGAUCUUCACUGUAAAUGAAAUCUCAAGACCACUGGCCAGUGUGAGCCUUAUCUGCAACAAUUUAGUCAUAAAAGAGCUAAAAAAGACUCAGCCUCAAGCUCUACAGCCAGAGAUGGGAAGGUGAAAACUGAGAGGCCACGGGAGGCCUUUAUUCAAUGCAUCAUUCAUUCUGGUCCCACAAAGGGAUAUGAAUAUAUUUUCACCUCUAACAGUUUCUUUACAAAUACCACACGACAAUGCCUUUAAACAUUAGACCCAAACCCUCGCACAGCAAGCUGUCGGCCGCUGCUGCUAAAAGCGGCGGCCAUGUUGACGGCAACGCCACUCAUUCACGCUUCGCCAGGUCCCCUAAGCAAGGCAAAGGCAAGCAGGCUGUAAACUCCACACCGGGGUGUCGCUCUGGGCUUGAGCCGGGGUCCGUGUGUGGGGGGGCGCCAGCCCCGGCAUCUAAAUUGAGUGGGACACAGGGGUCGGUUUCAAGGCCAGGUACAAAAACCAAAACUGGCACCGCAGGGACCAAACCCUCUUCAUUUGGGUCGGCAACAGCUCCAGGGGGGAAAACUCUGUCCAUGGAAAACAUCCAGUCUUUGAGCGCAGCCUAUGCAACUUCCAGCACCCUUUACCCAAAUGAGCGAGAGUCCUUAGAACUGUCUGGUGGAUACCCCAAAGGUACUAUGACAGUAGGUCGGAGUACCAGCCGCUCUUCCUACACCGGUGGGACCACGCCCAUGGGGAGCAGCCCAAACAUUGCAUCCUCCGGGAUGCAUCGUACGCCAGACCCUUGUGGAGAACCAAAUAUGCCUUCAGCAGGGGCUUCUAGCAUGCGUAAGCAGUCUGGAAGACGUAUGCAAACGCAAGAUAUGGCUGGACAGGAGGAGGGUUCGUCAAAUGACCUCCAAUCUCAGCUGAGGGACCUGCGCAGAGAGAAUGACAGCCUCCGGAGAGAACUGGAUGGAGGGAGAGAUGGAAAGACAGGCCACACUAUGAACAGCGUGAACUUUUGGAGCCCAGAGGCAAAAAGAGACAGAGGAGUGAGGCGUGAGGAGGGAGCGCGGCCUCCAGCUGCGAAGGACCACUACAGGUUGAGCCAAGAAGAUUUACAGCAUCUGCCGCUGACGGUUCAGGAGCUUCAGGAGGAGCUGAGAGCUCACAAGGAAAUGAAUAGUCGAUUGCAGCAACAGCAGCAGCAGCAUGGGAACUCCUGUCGAGAACACCAUAUGGACCAGGACUUUAGAGGCCGGCCCAGUCCUGGCCACAGCCCCAGGCAAAGUCCCAGCACCCUGCACAGCCCUGCGUCAAAACACAGCCCCAAAGCAAGUCCAUCCAAUACCUACAAUUCAAGGCAACAGGAAGCUGACAUCAUCAUUCACAGCCCUGGAUAUGGCUGUAACACUGCAGUAGCCGCACAGAGACUCAGUCCAGCCAACACCCUUCAGCCUGCCCCAAGGAACAGCUCCAACCAGCCCCUCUAUAACACCAACUACACCGCGGGAGUGGCUCCCAGCUCCAACUCCUUACGCCCUCGCAGCCCAUGUCAGGUGCCGGGGUGUGACGGUUUCUCCUCGCCUCUCCUCGAUCCGUCGGAAGAGAACUUCUUCCGGCUGCAGUCGGAACACGACCGGCAAGCGAAGGAGCUGUCUCUGCUGAGGAAGACCAUGGAGGAGAUGGAGACGAGGAUUAAUUCUCAGAAGCAGACGCUGGGCGCUCGAGAUGAGAGCAUACAGAAGCUGUUGGAGAUGCUUCAGGGUCAAGGUCAGGGCCAAAGUCAGGGCCAAGGUCACUGGGGACGAGGCCAGAGGACGGGGAUUAUUACUAUGGCAGCCCAGGAGGCCGAGGCCCAAUUGGAGAACAUGCACGUGAGAGAGGAUACCAAGAUCUCAUCCCUGGAGAGAAACAUCCGAGACUUAGAGGAUGAGGUUCAGAUGCUUAAAACCAGUGGCGUGCUACACUCUGACGACAGGCACGAUGAGCUCAAACAGGUGGAGGUCUACAAGAGCCACUCUAAAUUCAUGAAAUCUAAGGAGCAGGCCUUAUCACCAUGUGUGUCUUCCAUCAGACCAACUCCCUCCUUCCUCUUCCCCACCCAACAUCCUUGGAUCACAGAACAAGCAGAAGUGUUUUGGCCCAAAACUCUGAUCCAAUCAGAAUGUCCUUUCAAUGAAAUCGAGACGCUAAAGCAGGAGCUGAACAGGAAGGAGUCGGAGAUGCAGGCCCUGCAGACCAAACUGGAAACACUAACCAAUCAGAACUCUGACUGCAAGCAACACAUCGAGGUCUUAAAGGAGUCGCUGACUGCCAAGGAGCAACGUGCAAACACACUGCAGACAGAGGUGGACGCUCUUCGAGUUCGUCUGGAAGAAAAGGAACAGCUCCUGACAAAGAAAACGAAGCAGCUGCAGGAUUUGAAUGAUGAAAAGAGCACACUAACAGGGGAGAUCCGAGACAUGAAGGACAUGCUGGAUGUCAAGGAGAGAAAAGUCAAUGUUUUGCAGAAAAAGAUUGAAAACCUGUUGGAACAGUUAAAGGAUAAGGACAAACAGUUGGCUGGACUGAGAGAAAGAGUCCAGGGUCUUCAGACAGACUCAAAUAAUACUGACACGGCUCUGGCCACACUGGAAGAGGCCUUAUCCGAAAAGGAGCGAGUCAUUGAGAACCUCCGGGAGCAAAAAGAACGAGAGGACCGAACUCGCACUGAGGAGCUGGAGCAGAUGCGACGAGAGAAUCAGAUUUUAAAGGACAAACUUUCUGUUCAGCAACCCUUGAAAUUGUCACAAAGUCCAGCGAACAACCCCAGCGCAACCCAAGACCAGAGGCCGGAUGGAGAGGUCCAAGUCAAAGUAGAUGGAUAUCCUGUUAUUGGUCCAACGAUCCAAAACAUGGAGGACGCGGUCAGGAUUGGUCCAGACAUCUCAGACCGGUUGAGGCUUCUAGAGCAGGAGGUGGCCCGCUACAGAGAAGAGUCUUCAAAGUCCCAAGCUGAGGUUGAGAGGCUAAUGGGAGCUCUGAAGGAUGCCGAAACUGAGAAAUCAUCUAAGGAGAAGAAAAUUUCUGAUCUCGAGAGACCUGGGCAAAUCAAGUCUCCAAACAUCCAAAAGCAGAUGAUUCCAGGUGAGAUGAGGAAAGAUGUUCUGGUCGAUGGACACCCACACUCGUUAUCCCAGCCUUUACUUUUCGCUUCCCAGGGUGCAAUGCGAGACACGGCGGAGCGCAUCAUGGAGCUGGAGAAGGCACUGAGGGAGAGCAUGAACACAGCGGCACACAGGGAGGCUCUGUGGGCGCAGGAGGAGGCUGAGCGCGUUCAGGCGCAGAGACAGUUGGAGGAGCUGAUGGGGGCUUUAGAGAAGACACGGCAGGAGCUGGAUGCUACCAAACUGCGGCUGUCCUCCACCCAGCAGUGCCUACAUGAAAGAGACGGACACCUCAGCAGUCUGCAGCAGGAGAGACGCAAACAACUGGAGGAAAUCCUGGAGAUGAAGCAACAGGCUUUGCUGGCCGCGAUCAGUGAGAAAGAUGCUAACAUCGCCUUGUUGGAGUUGUCCUCUUCCAAGCGUAAGAAGGCCCAGGAGGAAGUGAUGGCUUUGAAGCGGGAAAAAGACAGGCUCAUGCACCAGCUCAAACAACAGACUCAGAGCAGAAUGAAGCUGAUGGCGGAUAAUUAUGAGGAAGAUUACAUCCAUCCUCAACAUCAUCCUCAUCAUUUGCACCACUUGCAUCCGACAAAUCUGCAUCACCGAAGCCUGCCAAGGGCGGUACCCCAUGCCAACCACCGACCCCCUAUGGAUCAGGAUGACGAAGAGGGAAUUUGGGCAUGAUGAUGAUGACUGCAAUGAAAGGAGGACUAGAAGGAGAACAAGCCACGGAACUGUUGGGCUUCAAGCAUCGGCUGAUGUUGCUCCAUCAUCGUGACCAUCUGGUUCAGAAGCAGACAUCCACACAAACUCCUGUACCUCAAAGUACUGUAAGGCGUUUGGUGAUGUGAUGAUUGGAAAUGCUUCAUUGUUCUGAAGAAUAUCGUUUUCACUGACAAAUGCAGUGACGCCCCCCUCCCCAGGGGUAAAUGUCCCACACCGGAGCAUCAGCCACAAGUGUGGAAUCUCAAGGUAUUGGCAAGUCCUGACUAUCUAUGGCUGUUUUCAAUAGACUGCAAGCUGGAUUUAUUUUACGGUGCCAUGGUGCUACAAAGUCCUGGCUUCACAUCAACCAACAGUCACUAACGCUGCUGUCUGCCGUGAGCUUGACAGGCCUGAGUCAGCGGAAUAAAACCAUAAACCCAUGCCAGUCUUGGUCUGGUUUAUGUUGGCAUGAAUGUGUUUACUUCUGCAGCUAAAUAUCAAAAAUGUGUAAAUAUGACAACAUGGGACUUCAAAAUCAACAAUCCACAGAGACCUUCUGGAUGUGCUGUGCCAAAGGAGCCGUUCCCAGGCUGCUGGGACCAAUUCAUGAGAUGGAACUGCGACUGAAUUCAACAUUCUUCCUUAAACCACUUCAGUUACUCACUUGUCCAUCUCCAGUUUCCUGCACAGAGAGAAACAAGAAAACACACACUUGGGCUUGAAGAUGGCCCAACAAACAGUUUGAGUAUCAGCUUCCACCAUCCAUGAAAAUCGGGACUUUAUUUAACAAGGUGGGAAACGGAGCUGAGCUCGCAUGAAGCAUAAGCAGCGUGUUUAUAUGUUUUUCCUUGUGCUUCAGCCUGAUAUGUGUGUGUUUAAUGAACCAACAUCAUAUUGUUUUUUGAUUUUAUACAAUACGAGUGCCACUCUUAUGCUUUUUUAUGUAGCAGCUAUGUGUGUCUUAUCAUGUUGACGAGUGAUUUGUUUCGUCUAUUUAUUGAUCCUGUGAAUCCGUGUGAUUAUUAUGAAUACAAUGAAGUGACUUGCAAUUGAAGACACUGUUAUUGCUUUUUUUUCACUGUACUGUAUGUUUGACCUGACUGACUGUGGGGUACAAUGUGCAGUAUUGUGAUUUAACUGCGGCUGAACAGGGUGUCGCUUGUGGCAACUGUGAGAGUUUGGGGGCGGCAAACUGUUUUCACCCUUGGCUUUUUUUUUUCCAUUAAUUCCUGCAGCUGCGUUGUUUCUUUUGUUUGAAUAAAACGUCGUUUUCACAA